GAUCUGGCGCAAUUCACAAUGGCUUAAAGAACGAGUGAGAGAAUUUACAUAAAGAAAAUAAAAAACAUUUCAUUUUAAAACGCUUCGAUUGAUCUGUUAGGUGUGGAAUUCAAGUUUUCCCGAGCUGCGCUGUAUAUGUCAGCACAGAAACGUCCACGUCAUAGCAUAAGUAACUACACAGGGGUGCCUGUUGCUUGACAAACAUAUAAUUAUAUGAAUGACACACUUGUAUGAUGAAGUCGCGCGCGCAAUGUCACUACAGCACGUGUGCAGAUAAUGGUUACAUAGCGUUUAAUGUUACGGGCCUGUGGUUUACGAGGACUACGUAAACGCGGAGGUAAGAAAACAUGUGAUCACUGACUAAAGCUAAUAUUAGUUAGCUGCAGUAAAUGUUACAGCCAGCGUGCGCGUGACGCAUCAAUCAGGUAACAAACUUUUCAAUGGUCGCGAUGCUUGAGAACAUGUUGAACCAAGAUCUGAUAAAGGAAUUGUUGUUGAUUGACUACAUUUUAGCCAGUAAUUUAACACAUUGAUUACAACAGUGUAUUACACCUCAUAAAAAUGCAGCCUCCUAUGUUAUAAAGUGUGGACAUGUUUUGCACUUUUCAUUAGACCAAUACGGCGCAAUCGACGCACGAAAGUCAAACUUUGGCCCUGCAUAAUCUUAUCUACUCAACGUUUGACUCUCUCCAUAUGUUACUAUACUGUGUGUCUCUUCGUGGACCACAUCUUUUUCACACUGGCUUAAAUCGGACUAAAAGUUACUUCCCUUACAUUCAUAACAAUCUAGAGGAAGCUGCACCUUCGAUCCGGGUUGUCCAGGAUGGCGUGCCCAAUGCAGUUCAUCUGCAGGGCGCUGCGCACUGUGGGCUUGGUGCUUUUCUACUAUGUAUUUUCAAUUGGUAUAACAUUCUACAACAAGUGGCUCAUGAAGGACUUCCACUUUCCUUUAUUCAUGACCCUAGUCCACCUCACUAUAAUAUUCUGUUUCUCUACACUGACACGCUCUGCAAUGCAGUGCUGGACGGGAAAGCCUCGAGUAACCCUCUCCUGGAAAGUUUACCUUUCUAAAGUGGCCCCAACAGCCCUGGCAACAGCGCUAGACAUCGGACUAUCCAACUGGAGCUUCCUUUUCAUCACUAUCAGUUUGUACACCAUGACCAAGUCUUCGGCUGUACUCUUCAUUCUCUUUUUCUCCCUGGUCUUCAAACUAGAGGAGCCGAACCCAUUCCUGAUCCUAGUGGUGUUGCUGAUUGCCAGUGGUCUGUUCAUGUUCACUCUCAAGUCUACCCAGUUUAAUCUGGAGGGCUUCAUCAUGGUCCUCUUGGCAUCUUUUAUUGGAGGAAUCCGUUGGACUCUCACCCAAGUUCUUAUGCAGAAAUCAGAGCUGGGCCUCCAGAACCCCAUUGACACCAUGUACCAUCUGCAGCCCCUCAUGUUGCUGGGCCUCUUUCCUCUGUUUCUUCUUAAUGAGGGGUUGAGUGUGAGUACCACGGAGAAGCUCUUCCGUGUCAGUGAGGUCUCCCACCUGUUUUACUCUCUGGUGACUCUGUCUGUGGGUGGUGUGCUGGCUUUUGGGCUCGGCUUCUCAGAGUUCCUGUUGGUGUCCCGCACAUCCAGCCUCACACUGUCUAUUGCGGGCAUUUUUAAGGAGGUGUGCACUCUGCUGCUGGCAGUGGAGUUCAUGGGGGAUAAAAUGAGUACUGUGAACUGGCUGGGCUUUGCUGUCUGUCUGUCUGGCAUAUCACUGCAUAUUGGCCUCAAAACAUACUAUAACAAAGGUAUGGCUCAUGUGGGAGUUGGUAACUCGAUAUGUAACUCAUUUACAUGGCACAGCUGAUUCAUCUAGUUGUUGGGGAAAAACCCCUGCGGUGCGACAGCUUCCAGGCAGAGACAACCCAGACCUUGAGCUUCCACUUCUGCAGACCAAAGAUGACUAUUAUGAAGACACAAAUGAUGAAGAGGAGCAUGAGAUUCUUCAUUAGACUGAGGAGGACAUAUAAUGCCAUAUCAUAUCUAUACUUAAGAGGGCUGAAAAGACACUAGGAAUGUUCUCCUUUUAGACAGUCAUGUCAACCACAGAUAGAGAACAAGACCCAGUUAUGAGUUGAAAAGGCAUAAAAAAGCCACUGGACAUUUGUGGUAUAAUGCACUAGGUUAUAUCUCUGUAGUAUGUGUUUCUGUUAUACUAAGGAAAUAGAGACAAACUUUGCUCUUUGGUAGACACUCUAAGAGUUACUUGAGUGAUUAAAAACUGCUUGUGGCCUCAGCACAGGACCAAUUCCCCAAGUGGCCUUACUCAUUUCUGUUUACAUGACAAUAAAGGACUUAUUUUACUAAAGAUCAAUUCUUAAUCAGUACCCUGCAAUAAUUCCUUUUCUUAUGAACUAUAGAAUGUGAGAGAAUUACUUGCACAUGUUUUGUAAUAUAAUGCAUGAACAUGGAUUCCUUCCCUUUUACCUUUAUGCACGGCAGACUUAUAAAUGGCAUUCGUUUACUUUGGUUUAUCAUCAUUCAGCCAAUUUCUGUCAGCCUGGUGAGAGGGAGGCAGUGUUCAGCAAAGCAGAUUAUAUUAUUAGUUUAAUUUAUUUGGAGUUUUCUUGUAGAGGGAAGAAAGUUUGCAAAUCCGUCAACCUGAUACUGGGUUCAUUGAAUUUGUUUAGUGGAUUGACUUUUUUUGUUGUUGUUGUUUGUUUAUAUUGUUUAUUAAUAUUUUUUUACCAGGAAAGUUCUGCUAUACAAAGUUAUACAUGUCCAACAAUAUCUAGAUGAAAUAUCUGGAUAUAAACAUAGCUUAUUGAAAUUAUGGGUGUUUAUUAAGUUGUUGCAAUGUUUGGUUAUAUAAAAUAAGUAAUUAAAGGUGCUGUAAGAUAUAUAUAUAUAUAAUAAAAUCAAGAAGAAAUUGUC
Molecule: messenger RNA, 2907 nt
Organism: Myxocyprinus asiaticus (Chinese sucker)
Lineage: Eukaryota; Metazoa; Chordata; Actinopteri; Cypriniformes; Catostomidae
Gene: slc35h1
Product: solute carrier family 35 member C2
Exons: 9
Coding region: 824-1840 (338 amino acids)
Biological process (GO): UDP-glucose transmembrane transport
Cellular component (GO): endoplasmic reticulum-Golgi intermediate compartment; cis-Golgi network; Golgi apparatus
Molecular function (GO): antiporter activity
Source: RefSeq, a predicted model, not a curated record